UUUCGCAUUCGCGGAGUGCCACGAGACUGGGACGCCGAGAAACUUCAGUCUUUCCUGCGGAAGGAGGAGUUUCGGCCUCAGGACGGUAUGGCCGGCCCUGUUGUCCGGUCCUUGGCAGACAAGGUUGGUGGCCGUUCGAGAGUGGGCACGGUGACCUUCCAGCGCGGCCCACCUGCGCCGCAAACAGGCGGGAAAUGGGCAAUCCCUCUCCCGCCUUCUUCGGCGGCUACCCAGCCAUCGCGGUCAAGCCGGCAGCUACAUCUCACUCUUGACAACGACUUCCACGGCAUCACCACACUAUGCUCUCCUCCGUCUGAGGAUCAUAAGCUAGACAUCCUCGCCAUCUCUGGACUUGGCCGCCACGCCUUCGGAUCUUUCGAGCAGAGAGGCGGCGAGCAUAUGUGGCUGCGAGAUGCUCUCCCCUAUGAUUUCACUCUCGAGGGCAACGACCGUCCUAUUGCACGGGUCAUGACUUACGGCUACAACUCCAGUAUUCCCCAGAGCAAUAGCAUGCAGAACUUGGAAGACCUCGCAGCGUCUUUCCAUUCGAGCCUCCUAGCGCUAGCGGGCACAUACAUCAAGCCGGUUCUUGUCAUUGCGCAUAGCUUAGGUAACCUAAUUAUCAAGCAGGCCCUCAUAUCGCUGUCAAGGUCGGAGAGCAGACACGACCAGCUUUUGCUCGGGGCGGUGUAUGGGGUCGUCUUCUUUGGCGUGCCACACGAUGGCAUGGACAUCAGCUCGCUCAUCCCGAUGGUAGGCGACCAACCCAACCGGUUUCUUGUGGAGUCCAUCGGACAUGUCAUCUCGCAGAUUCUCAGCACGCAGCGACGAGAGUUUCACGCAGCGCUCGGCGGAAAGAGCGACUCGGAAGUGUUCUGCUUCUACGAGACGCUCCAGUCUCCCACGGUGCAGCAGGUAAUCGUGCAGCAUGCGUUGGUCGAGAUUCGGAGGCUCUCGAUUCUUCCCCAUGAAGUGUGCUGUGCAGGCUGGAACGUGGCAGCAGACGAUUUGUGGACUCGGGCCAGCGCCCUGAAGGCAUGUCAGCCGGGCCGCUUGACGCAGUCAGCAUUCACGGGAGGGUGA
Messenger RNA from Microdochium trichocladiopsis, 1083 nucleotides. RefSeq lists its product as uncharacterized. The annotation marks the transcript as partial. The transcript is spliced from 3 exons. Lineage: Eukaryota; Fungi; Ascomycota; Sordariomycetes; Xylariales; Microdochiaceae. The record is from RefSeq and is a predicted model, not a curated record.